Dicrocoelium dendriticum is the source of this 1104-nucleotide messenger RNA. The record is from the annotation of a GenBank genome assembly. NCBI's taxonomy places the organism in Eukaryota, Metazoa, Platyhelminthes, Trematoda, Plagiorchiida, Dicrocoeliidae.
GGUUUUCUGAAGUAUGCCUGUCAGAGCCUUUCCUUCCAUCGGUUCACUGCUGUUCAGACAGCUUUUUGAGAGUGUUUCUUGCACAUAUAGCUAUAUUCUUGCUGACCGGGCUUCCAGACAGGCUGUUAUAAUCGAUCCUGUGUUGGAGACUGUGGAGCGAGACGCCAAGUUGCUCUCAGAAUUAGACCUGAAACUUGGACCGAUUAUCAACACCCAUAUGCACGCAGACCAUGUCACUGGAAGUGGUCUCCUUAAAAAGCGCUUCCCAGGCAGCCACAGCGUGCUUGGUGUGUACGAUGGCGUGUUAGCAGAUCGUAUGGUCAAACACGGGGAUCUUAUAAAGUUUGGACAAUUUGAGCUUGAAUGUCGAAGCACACCAGGUCAUACUAACGGAUGCACAACCUUGGUCCUACAUUCUUGCGGAAUGGCGUUCACUGGUGAUACGCUCCUUAUUCGGGGUUGUGGUCGCACCGAUUUCCAAUCUGGAUCCGCAGAACAGUUGUACGAUUCCGUGCAUUCGCAGAUUUUCACCCUUCCGGAUGAUUAUUUGCUCUAUCCUGCUCACAACUACUCCGGCAUAAUGGUUACUUCAGUUUAUGAAGAAAAGAAAUAUAACCCCAGGUUAACAAAGCCGAAAUCGACUUUUGUUGAUUUAAUGAAUUCGCUCAAGCUAGAUCCUCCGAAACAGUUUGAUCGAGCCAUGCGUUUGAACAAGGUUUGCGGUAUUGAGAAUUAGCCUUGUGUUCAUUCUACUCUGUUCACGUGCCCUGUGGUACGACUUCUACGUUUACGGGGAACUUACUUCAUUUUGCCAUCUCCAUUCGUGCCACAGGUUAUCAGUUGCUCUUCCCUGUUCUCUAGACAAGGCGUUGCUUUGGGGAUCAGCCUCCGUGACUGCUUCCCAGCUCUCGAUUUUCUUCUUUAUCGACUCUUCGAUUGCCUAUGAAUACUCCUAUUCCCCAUCGCUUUUGAUACCAUUUCACUUUUUAAACCUAACAGAUCAUUGUCAUUCCAACUGUGCCUAACUGCGGCUCACGAUAUUUUCUGUCCACUCGGGCGCAGCUGCUUUUGUUACUAACUUAAAGAUAUGUCAUCAAUAUUUUC